UAUCGAUGGCAGCAGGUAUUCGAUACAAUCACAAAAUCCACGACGAGAAAAAUCAGCUGAUAUUCUGUUUAUUGUACUCCUAAAAAUGGUAAACAUUAAUUCAAAUUUUAAAAAUUUGAAAUAUAUACACUUGCAUCAAGUUCUAAUAAAAUUAAGACCUCUUGAGCAAUACUAUGACAAUAGCACGCUUGAAAACAAGUUAGAGACCCAGAGUGACGUGCAAAAGGUCUGUGAAGGUUUUUGUAAGGCACUUAAAAGAGACUUGAGUUUGGAGGAAGUAACGUCGUUAUAUUCAGCUGCAAUUAUGUUGUUACUAGUGAGUGAUCCCGAAAUACAGAAUCGACGUCUUGAGCUAUUGAACGACUGCUUAAACUAUUCAGAUACAUUAAAGCCGACAAUGAUUGACUAUAUAACUCGGGAAUUAAUUGAAAACUUUAAAUAUGCAUCUAGCCUCGCGGAUAGCAAUACAGAAUAUGACUAUAUGCUUUAUUUCCUAUGGGCCAUGCCGCAUAUAAUCACAGCAAGCGAGACAGGAAAAAUGAUAUCAUUGGGAUUGCUGCGAUCUUUUAUAGCUGAACUGGCAAACCAAACUCCAAUUGUGAUGCACAUUUAUAGAAAUAUUUCAGAAAUCUGGCAAAUGGUAAAAACUAUAAAUUUGGACACAAUUUUGGACGAAUGGUCAAUACAUAAAAUUUAUGUAUUGAUAAAGAGCUUCAGUUUAAGUUUGUCAACGGCUGCGCUUAACACCAAAAACUCGGCUUUAAAGCAAGCUGGGUAUCGGGGCUUCGAAUUGCCUCACGCAGAGAUAGAGAAUGAGAUAUCUCAGUGGUUCAAAACGCUUAGAAAUAAGCUGAAAGAUAAGCAUACAGCGGACGGAACGAAGUCCAUCUUGAUGUUGGUACGCUUCAUUGACUACAAUAUAAUAAGCUUUUUAGCAGAAGGAAGUAGUGAAGUCGCUUCAGAGACUGGCAAUGAGGCGCCUCUUAAGCGAAUAAGCUUUUAGAUUGUACAAUAGAAAUAAAAUACAAUACA
Drosophila arizonae is the source of this 1032-nucleotide messenger RNA. RefSeq lists its product as uncharacterized. The record is from RefSeq and is a predicted model, not a curated record. NCBI's taxonomy places the organism in Eukaryota, Metazoa, Arthropoda, Insecta, Diptera, Drosophilidae.